ACAUUUCGGGCUUCGGAUUGUAUCUGGGCGAUUGACUCUCUCGGCUUCACAAAGUCCUUUAUAGCUGUGCGCAUUGCAUCAUGGCGCCAGCGAAGAUUGACGACGAUCCAGUGACCGCAGAAUACGAUGUGUUCCUUACGCCCGCCAUGGAAGAGCAGAUCUUCCUGCUACAAUAUCCGAACAGACCGCGCACGCGACCGUACAAUAACACGUUCGGAGCAACUCCACGAAACAUGCGCAUAAAACCGAAUGCUGGCUACCUAGAAGUUGACGUGAAACUCAACACCGACCACAACUUCAACAAAUAUAUGGGUCUCAAAUGGGGCGAUGCGUCACAAACAUCCAAAGAGCUCCACAACGCGACCGGGACUUAUGGUCUUGCUGCUGGUCUCGCUGCUGCCAAAUCACGGGCUUUGAUGAGCAAUCGUGCAAAGCCACUCGCCGACCGUGGUGAUCGAGAACUAGCAUUCGAGCAAGAGCUUGUCAAUUUCCAAAGUGCAGAAUCAGAAGGUCGGGUGUUUUCAACACAGACGUUAGGAGGCCAGAUUGUGCGGCAUGAUGGUCAGGAGGAGGCCGGCAAGGCGAAUUACUUUGCAGGCACCUUCGACGGCGGCACAUUGCAUUUGACGAAAAUUACGGGCACUGUACAAAUGCGACCACAAUUCCAUCAUCUUGACGCAGAAGAGGAGCGGAAUCGUAUCGCUGCCACACGCGCUCAAGCCGAAGCAGCCGAAGCAGGUCCAGCCCCGGCGGGCCACGCAUUGCGACAGCGUGUCAUUACGGAAGAGGAGAAGAAGUCGGCUGAGCAUCGAUUGAAACAGAUUCUCAAGGCUGCGGAGCAGGAACAAUGGAUUCAAAUGCAGUAUAUCGAUGAGGAGACUGAUCGAGCUUACACCGCGUUUGAGGAUAAGCUAUUCGUCAAGAAUACGGCCGAUGCUCCGAAUCUUAAGAGCACGAUGGACAACAUGGAGUAUCUUGAUGCGAUAAGUGCGCCAAGACAUGGCAGUCCCACGAGACGGCGCAGGCGGCCACCGCGACGGAAGCGAACGGUCGAUCUUGCCGCCGGCGAUGACGAGGACCAUGACGAGUUUCACGAUGACGACGACGACGAGGUUCAUGAAGUCGAGAGGGGGGAACCUGCACCUGAUGCUGAUACACACAUGUCGGAAGGCUGAAGUCGAACCCCUUCAUGUGCCGAGAAGCCGAUGUAACAACAAUACUGCAUGUACCGUUGGCGCUUACACUACAGUCUGUGGUGUCAGGAGGUAAGCACUCCGCAGGCCAGCUGUAUCAGAUAUCCCGCAGAGGCCGCAAAGGGCCUAAGAUUGUAAGUUUUGCCCUAUCUUUCGAUAUCACAAUAGGUUGUUUGUCGGAUCAUCAUUGCCGUGAAUUGCGUAUUGGCCAACGCGGCGUUUUGAUUGCGCCAAACUACGGCCGGACGCCCAUCAAAUCUUUAGGAGACUUCAGGGUCAAAUUUGGGAGUGGACGUCAUUCAACCAGAACUUCAUGCGACAAUUGCGUUUUGGAACUACCUAGGUAUCCACCGAAUGCUUGAUGCGAGCGGAGCUUCUCUGUAAAUCCGAGACGUGGGAUCUGUCUUUGUUAUCCUGUCAGUUCAAACCAUAGUACUUCAGCUGCAUCGAAUAACAUUUAUUGGGACUCAGGG
Messenger RNA from Dissoconium aciculare CBS 342.82, 1666 nucleotides. RefSeq lists its product as uncharacterized. The transcript is spliced from 2 exons. Gene Ontology annotation, cellular component: nucleus; RNA polymerase III complex. Bases 81 to 1175 code for a protein of 364 amino acids. Gene Ontology annotation, biological process: DNA-templated transcription. Lineage: Eukaryota; Fungi; Ascomycota; Dothideomycetes; Mycosphaerellales; Dissoconiaceae. The record is from RefSeq and is a predicted model, not a curated record.